GCAUGCGCACAACCAGCCCCACCCGGUUCGGCUCCAGUACUUUCUUGGCCAGCGGCACCGAUUGGACUCACGGGCGGUGCAUGAUGGUGGUGGGUACGGGUACGUCGCUGGCGCUCUCCUCCCUCCUGUCCCUGCUGCUCUUCGCUGGAAUGCAGAUGUACAGCCGCCAGCUGGCCUCCACGGAGUGGCUCACCAUCCAGGGAGGCCUGCUUGGUUCUGGCCUCUUCGUUUUUUCCCUCACUGCCUUCAAUAAUCUGGAGAAUCUUGUCUUUGGCAAAGGAUUCCAAGCAAAGAUUUUCCCUGAGAUUCUCCUCUGCCUCUUGUUGGCUCUCUUUGCAUCCGGCCUGAUCCACCGAGUGUGUGUCACCACCUGUUUCAUCUUCUCCAUGGUUGGUUUGUACUACAUCAACAAGAUCUCCUCCACUCUGUACCAGGCAACAGCUCCAGUCCUCACACCAGCCAAGGUCACAGGCAAGGGCAAGAAGAGAAAUUGACCCUGAAUGUCCAAUAAAAUUGAUUCUUUGUA
Chrysochloris asiatica (Cape golden mole) is the source of this 526-nucleotide messenger RNA. RefSeq names its product keratinocyte associated protein 2 (gene KRTCAP2). Lineage: Eukaryota; Metazoa; Chordata; Mammalia; Afrosoricida; Chrysochloridae. The record is from RefSeq and is a predicted model, not a curated record.